Mycena indigotica is the source of this 2322-nucleotide messenger RNA. RefSeq names its product Kinesin-like protein. Gene Ontology annotation, biological process: microtubule-based movement. The coding region runs from base 1 to 2322 and encodes 773 amino acids. Lineage: Eukaryota; Fungi; Basidiomycota; Agaricomycetes; Agaricales; Mycenaceae. The transcript is spliced from 7 exons. The record is from RefSeq and is a predicted model, not a curated record. Gene Ontology annotation, molecular function: microtubule motor activity; microtubule binding; ATP binding.
AUGGCAUCUCGCCUGCCUCGCCCUCAGUCGUCUCCCGAGCCCAAAGCAGGUUUUGCUCCGUCACUGAAACGCAAAGUCGUUCCUGAGGAGGACGACAUUGAUGCCUUGCAACCAACCAAGAGACCCGCCAGCAGCGCAACCGGGGGUUUCCGUCCAAGGCCCCUCCAGACCUCGCGUAAUGCCACCAACUCUACGUCCUCAUCCACAUCGACAACGCGAAAGCCGUCAGCUGCGAUCCCCCCUCCUCUCACCCGCCCCCGUGCCCCCAUUGCUGCCCGAACCACCACAAGUGCUGCAGCGCGAGGGACCAAUCUUCCAACGGCUCGUAAGCCUCCAACUUCCCGUGUCCCAUCUACCUCCGCCAAACGUGUUGUUUCCGCUCCAGAGCCCACAGUCGCAGCGCCCGAUGUCAUCACAAACCUUCACAAACGGAUAACAACUCUUGAGGAAGCCAGAACUCAAGAUAGCGAGCGUGUCGCAACAACCUCCAUUUCCGUAACCGCUCCAUCGGCAGCACAGCAGGAACAACUGCAAACCCUCCAAUCCGACCUCAUCACAGCCCAAGUUCAGCUUGCGAGCACGUCCGCCCAGCUGCAAUCCACGAGCAAUCAACUGUCCGCUGCCCAAGCCCAAAAUGCCGCUCUUCAAGGCGAACUUGGUGCCGCUAAAGGGCUCCUCCGUGCAAGGGACGACGCUGAACAAUCUUUCAAGAAGGACAUUCUCGCGCUUAAGGCGGAAGUUUUGGAGGGUAAAUCUGCGCUGGCUAGGUCACAGGAUGAAUGCAGCGAUGUCCGCCGAAGUCUGGCCAGAGAGCAAGAAGAGGCUGACAUCCGCUUACGUCGAGGAGAACGACUUCUACGAGAGGCAAAGGACGAGAUCGAUGAUAAAGAUGCACGAAUUACAAAGCUUCGAGCAGAGCUUGCUGGAGCAGUCGACGCUGGGGCCCAAACCAUGGAGCAACAUCGCACAUCAACCUUGCGCAUCGCCCUUCUGGAGAGUCAGCUCGCUGAAAUGCACCGCGCUCAAAAAGAAUGGGAGCAAGAAAAAGCGGAGUUGGAGGAGGAAAAGCGUGCGAUGAAAGAGGAGGUUACCCAGGGCGAAGAAGAGCGCAGGCGAUUACACGAAAUGGUGAUGGAAUUGAAAGGCAACAUUCGCGUCUUUUGCAGGGUUAGACCCAUCCUCCCGUCCGAGUCGGACGCAACUGGAGAUGGCGAAAGUCCUGCGGCACAAAUCGCGUAUCCAGAUGCAACUCGACCAUAUCCGUCUGGCGAGAAGGAGAUAGUAAUGAGCGCAGCUGGACCUGAACGCGAGUGGGACGCUGGUAUGGGAAACAAGCCACGUAAAGAGGUAUGGAGCUUCAACUUUGACCGAGUGUUUACCCCUGCAUCUACUCAAGCCGACCUUUUUGCAGAAAUAUCGCAGCUUGCUCAGAGCUGCACCGACGGCUACAAUGUCUGUAUUUUUGCAUAUGGACAGACGGGAAGUGGAAAAAGUUGGACGAUGGAAGGGGGUAAUACUGAAGAGACUGAGGGGAUGAUACCUCGUGCAGUCGCUCAAGUCUUCCGUGUUGCCGACGAACUGAAGGACAAGGGAUGGACCUACACCAUGGAGGGUCAAUUCUUGGAGAUUUAUAACGAGACAAUCACGGAUCUACUUUCCCCCAAUCCUGCUCCUGGUGAUCCGCCACGCAAACACGAAAUCCAUCACCAUCCGACAACCCACCUUACCACCGUCAGCGACAGCAUCACUCCUGUCGUCACUUCGCCUGCGCAUGUCCAGUCUCUGCUCUCACAAGCGCAGAAGCGCCGACGAGUUGCAGCAACCAUCAUGAACGAGCGCUCGUCUCGUUCUCAUUCAGUCUUUACCCUCAGGAUUCGUGGAGUACAGCAACAACCUGGAGCGGAGCCAAUUGAGCGCGUUGGGACCUUGAACCUGGUGGAUUUGGCUGGCAGCGAACGCCUUGCGGCGCUAAAUCACCAUGCUGGUGCCCUGGGACAGAGCAUUGGUGGGUCUGCGGUCCAGGAGCGGUUGAAGGAGACCCAGAAUAUCAACCGGAGUUUGAGUGCUUUGGGCGAUGUCAUUGCUGCUCUGGGAAAUGGGCCAGGAGCACACGUUCCUUAUCGGAAUUCGAAGCUCACAUAUCUCUUGCAAAACUCGUUGAGCGGGAACUCUAAGACCUUGAUGGUUCUCAACCUCUCCCCACUUUCAGCACAUCUCAACGAAUCGCUGACCUCCCUGAGAUUCGCGACCAAGGUAAACAAUACAACUAUUGGGACAGCGAAGAAGGUGCAAGUGUCAAAUGGCUCGACGGGAAGGAGUUGA